Messenger RNA from Erpetoichthys calabaricus (reedfish), 3621 nucleotides. It is a transcript of the gene slc16a4, whose product is annotated as solute carrier family 16 member 4. The record is from RefSeq and is a predicted model, not a curated record. Gene Ontology annotation, molecular function: monocarboxylic acid transmembrane transporter activity. Gene Ontology annotation, biological process: monocarboxylic acid transport; transmembrane transport. NCBI's taxonomy places the organism in Eukaryota, Metazoa, Chordata, Cladistia, Polypteriformes, Polypteridae. The transcript is spliced from 9 exons. Bases 120 to 1751 code for a protein of 543 amino acids.
CCUUGCAGUUGGUAAGGCAUGGAGGGCAAACAGUUUCAAACCGUACUGAAUGUAUUCAACGUACUAGGCAUGCUGAAUAUACUGACGUACUAAAGUGAAGCCUAUUGCAAGUGAACAAGAUGUGUCCAAUCAAGGAGAGGCCUUCAAAGAUAGUGCGUCAUUAUGAUGCUGUUCCAGACGGAGGAUGGGGUUGGAUGGUGGUGAUAAAUUGCUUUUUGGUUAAUGUCCUGGUGAUGGGAACUCUGAAGUCAUUUGGUAUUUUUUUUGUCGGAUUUCAAGAAGCUUUUGGUGGCUCAGCGGAACAGAUCAGCUGGAUUGGUUCUAUAAUGUCAAGUCUGCGGCUGACAGCUGGACCAAUUGCAUCAGUGACUUGUGGGAAGCUAGGGGAAAGGUGGACCUCUAUACUAGGUGCCAUGUUGGUCAGCAUCGGCUUCUUUACCAGUAUCAUGGCCACCAGCAUUGUUUUCCUGUACAUAACUAUGGGAGCCAUAGUUGGUACUGGCUUUGCUUUGCUGUAUCAAAGCGCCUCAGUCAUGGUUGCCCGAUACUUUAAGAAGCGACUGGCCACAGCCUACUCCAUUGGUCGCUCUGGCAUGGGUCUGACCUUUGUCCUGGCUCCUUUCACUCAACUCCUCCUGCAAUAUUAUGGUUUGCAAGGUGCUUUACUGAUUUUUGGAGGACUCAUGCUGAACUUGGUGCCCACAGGAAUGUUAUUACAUCCCAUAUAUAUUAAACACAGAAAAGCUCCACUGACCCUACAAGAGGACUUGCACACAGAACCAAAUGCAAUUGCCACAGAGCGGUUGAUCUUUAAUAUCUGCUUGGAUCAAAACACAAAGACAAACAGUGUGCCAGCCAGUAAAACCUUCAUUCCUUGUGGUAACAUUCCCAGUACAGAAAUGCUUCAUAUACAGGGGGGCAGCAACCCCUCAGCUUUUUCAAAGACUUGGACAAAUGGCAUCAAUGAGCAGGGAAAGAAUGAUAGGAGAAAACUACACUUGAACAAGCAAGAAGAUGCUUCCAAGAAACUGCAGAGCAUUCUGAGCUCUGAUGAGGAAAAGCCAGCUCCUAGUGCCACCUCAAAGAAGAAAAUCUUAGACUUGACACUUCUCAAGAACCCCUUUUUCUACAUCUUCACCUGGUCAGUGGUCUUUAGCCAGCUUGCUUACUUCAUUCCUUAUUUUCAUCUAUCAGCCAGAGCAAGAACACUUGGGAUUGACCCUAUGGAUGCCUCCUUUAUCAUCUCAGUAGCUGGUAUUACGGAAACGCUGUCUCAGCUGGUGUCAGGAUGGAUUACAGACAAGAACCUAUUACAUAAGUACCAUUGUCAUAAGGCCUACUUGAUUCUGUGUGGAAUUGUCAACCUGCUAGCCCCUCUGGCUACCACAUACAGUCAGAUCAUAGUCUAUGCUGUCAUCUAUGCAAUCUUUUGUGGUGGCUACAUGGCUCUACUACUUCCUGUUCAGGUGGACAUGAUGGGCAUGGCCAGCAUCAGCAGUUCUUUGGGGCUGUCCAUGUUUUUUGUGGGCAUUGGCUGCCUCACAGGGCCACCAACUGCAGGCUGGCUUUAUGACUACACCCAAACCUACGACUGCUCAUUUUAUCUGGCUGGCGUGUGCUUCAUGCUUUCCUCAGUCUCUCUUUUCUUUGAACCGCUGGCCAGUAGGCGGAAGGCCAGAAAGAACCUGGAAACUUUAGGUGAGACUGCAGACUGUAUAGCUAAUGAGGGUUUUAUUCCUGCACAGAAUUAACUGACCACAAAAAGAUCAAUGCAUAAGGACAUGCUGUAUCGGUUUAAAAAGUGGAACCUGGACUGCUUCACUCACUUCCCUCAAGCCAUGGCAGCUAAGGAAAUGCAGAUAGUGGAUGUCAUGGUGCAAAGAAAACAAAAAUACUUACGUGGAAAUAACCCUAUAUGGAUUUAUUGCGAAUUACCCAAGUUUGUUUAAACUUACUGCAAAUUCACAGGUGUUUAAUUUUCAAUUCAAUUCAGUUUAUUUUUGUAUGGCACUCUUCACUGAGUGCUGUAACAGGUUUACAGGUACAGUAUAUGUACUUAAUAAAGUAUCCAAAAGACUAAUUGCAUAAUGAAUACAUGUGACAAGAUAAGAUUUGUUUAAAUGCAGUGGAAGAAAAAAAAAAAGUUCCAAAUUGGUUAACUUAAAUAAAACCUAACACUAUCUGUCCUUUGACGUUAUCGUUGAACUGUGGGCAGUUGAUGAUGGAGGAGAGGAAAACAAAAACAUUGUGCCUUUGUUUCUCCUAACUUUUGACAAAAUCUCUGAAGAUGCAAUGCUUGAAUGCUGAUAACUGAGUGAUCAGAUACCUGGUGCCAGAUACCAGUGUAUUUUCUUGUGACUCAAUAAUCUAGCAUUUCAUAACUCAAUAAAUCAUUCAAAAACAUUUUUCUUAUCAGUUAAGAAGACACGACUGUUUCUGUGCUAUAAACUAAUAAAAAUGUUGAAAAAACGUACGUUGUUAGAAUGAUUAGAGAAAAAAGUUGAGGUAGUUGGUUUGCUGCAGUACUGGAUCAGUUUAGUCCACCAUUAAAAGUCUAUUUGUUAUAGUUGUAAAGUGCACAAAUAAUAAUAAAAAAAACAAGUAAAUGUUAGGAUAUAGCGGGUUGGACAAUGACUGACUGACAAGUAAAUGUAGCAUAGUGAUUAGAAGUGAUACCUCCCAACUACUGAGUCCCAGUUUGAAUCUCGACUUGGGAACAGCUUGCAUGGGGUUUACAAGUUUUUCCCAUGUAAGUGGGCUGAAUUUGCACAUCCCACAUUUACCCCGCAGGAGUGAGUGUAAGCAUAUGGGCAUCACCUGUGAUGGGAUGGCCACCACAUCCAGUUUGCUCACGUGCCUGUUGCUGCUAGAAAUCGGCUCCAAAGUCUGCUGUGAACCAGAACUGGUGGAAAUUAUGAAAGGAUCCCAAAACCAUUCACAUUAGGUUAGGAUAGCAACUGUUAUUUAAUUCACAUUUGUUUUAACCUGGUUUGAAUGUGUGUCAUGCGGAGAACUGACAAGUACCGAGUUCGGACUAGACAGUUGACCCUCAAUCCCCAACACUCACUUCCAAAGUAAACAAAUCAAGAAUCUGAAGUGAAUUAACUGGGAACAAUCAGAAUACUUUUACCUACAAGUAAUAUAAUAACAGAAUGGCACACCAUCAUUUGCCAAAUGUGUAUAUGGUGAAUUUAUAAAGUAUCAGUACCUUACUUGGACCUCUUCACAUUUGUGUACUUGUUUGUUUUUUGUUUUUUUUUACAUUACUAUAACUUUUGUGAUGGGCAAAGGUAAAACAAAAAUAAGUAGACAGUACUGGAUCUUGCUAAGCUGCCUAAGUAUUAAACACACAGUGUAAUAUUUAAUACCCUGCACUAACUCAAUGCGUAACCAUGAGCUCAACUACCAGUGGUGAAAUGAGCAAAGAUCACAACGUGGGUCUCAACAGAACAUCUAAAGCUGUGUGUGACAUUUGCUGCAAAAAUAAAAUAACAAGCAGAUCUGGCAAUGGGGUUGGAGAAAAAUCCAAAUAAACUGCUUAUGUCAUUUAGAUUUACAAAUGAAGCCCACUUCCUUACCUAAUAUUAACCCUUUGUUUCAACAGAAAACUAUUUAAGAAAU